Procambarus clarkii (red swamp crayfish) is the source of this 2234-nucleotide messenger RNA. Lineage: Eukaryota; Metazoa; Arthropoda; Malacostraca; Decapoda; Cambaridae. The record is from RefSeq and is a predicted model, not a curated record.
UUGAAAACAACUACACCGCCCUGAGCACACACACACACACGUAAUUACCCGCUGGACUUUAUGUCCAUUUCUACUUCUCAGUACACCGGGACCUCGCCCGUCUUCCGUUUCAUCCCUCCUCUACCUCCGAAGACAACAGAGUCAAGGUGUUUAUAUCUUGAUAACAACCUUGAUAAGUGCAAGAUAUGGUUGUUUAUGGUUGUUAUCUCGAUAACAAGUACUUCUUGUUAUCUCGAUAACAACCCCAUCUUGCAGUUGUGUGUCUCGCCAGCCACUUCCUUGAGACGCAGAUGAUCAGCUCUCACCAGUAGGACCGUCACACAUACUCCGAGGAACUUAACUUACCGCUAAGAAACUCACUUCAGCAGCUCAACUUUGUCACUGCUCGCACGAUGACGGUGAGUGUCACAGAACUCGCUGAUCGCUUCACAUGGAUCGACUACAUGGUGUUCGGUCUCAUGUUGGCUCUAUCGGCUGCCAUCGGUAUUUUCUACGGAUGUUUCAGCAAGAAGCAGGACACCAAGGAGUUCCUCAUGGCUGGCAAGUCCAUGACCACCUUCCCCGUGGCCAUGUCUCUCAUUGCCAGCUUCAUGUCGGCCAUCGCGCUGCUGGGGAUGCCGUCGGAGAUCUACCAGUUUGGAGCCAGCUACUACCUCGUCACCUUCUGCUUCGUGCUGGUCAUGCCUGCAGCCGCCUACCUCUUCUUCCCAGUCUUCUACAACCUCCAGGUUACUUCCGCCUACGAGUACCUUGAGAAGCGGUUCCACAGAGCAGUCCGGUGGCUGGGCUCCUUCGUGUUUAUCAUCCAGAUGUCGCUGUACAUGGCCAUCGUGGUGUACGCUCCAGCACUCGCACUGGCUCAGGUCACCGGCUUCGACGUCUACGUCUCCGUCAGCCUCAUCUGCUUCGUCUGCAUCUUCUACACCACUCUUGGCGGCAUGAAGGCUGUCCUCUGGACCGACGCUCUCCAGACACUCAUCAUGUACGCCAGUAUCAUAUUCGUCAUCAUCAAGGGCGCUAUUGACGUUGGAGGAUUCAGUACCGUCUGGGAGAGGAAUGUUGAGAGCGGCCGAGCACAGCUGAUCGACUUCGACCCGGAUCCCACCACCAGACACACCUUUUGGACGCUAGUUAUUGGAGGUUAUUUCACCUGGAUCUCUAUCUAUGGCGUCAACCAGGCGCAGGUGCAGCGAUACCUCAGCGUCCAGACAAAACAAAUGGCCAUCAACGCCUUGUGGAUCAACUUAGUGGGACUGGUUAUAUUGAUGGUUACCUGUUCUUUCGGCGGGAUGGUUGUGUACGCAAAGUACUAUGACUGUGACCCCAUCCAGGCUGGAGUUGUCACCAAGGCAGACCAACUCUUCCCGCUCUUCGUCUUGGACACCCUCGGACAGUGGAAGGGACUUCCAGGACUCUUCGUUGCUGGCAUAUUCGCCGGCACUCUCAGCACUGUUUCUUCCGGGAUGAACUCCCUGGCGGCCAUCGUGUUGGAGGACUUCGUCAAGAGCGGGUGUUAUCCAGGCAUCUCCGACAACGCCAGCACCUGGGUCUCCAGGGGCCUCUCCCUCUUCUUCGGUCUCCUUACCUUCGCUCUCGUCUUCGUGGCGGAGCGACUCGGCAACAUUUUGUCUGCAGCGUUGAGCAUCUUCGGCAUGGUUGGAGGGCCUCUGCUGGGAGUCUUCACCCUCGGCAUGUUCUUCCCUUGGGCCAACGCCACCGGAGCCUUCGUUGGUGAAAUUGUCAGCUUGAUCUUCAUGUUCUGGAUAGGAGUAGGUCACCAGAUGGGAAAGGCCUCGGGGCAGAUCAAGCUAGAAUCCAUGCCCACUAGCAUAGACGGCUGUCAGAACCUCACCAUUCUUGAGCCCGCCUUCCUGCAUGAACAUGGUGAUGAGGAGCCAGGUGAGGCGCUGGCCUUGUACCGCUUGUCUUACAUGUGGUACUCUGCGACGGGCUGCUUCACCGUGAUCAUCGUGGGGAUGCUGGUGACGCUGGUGACUGGUAAGCAAGAUGUGCGGGCUGUUGACCCUCGCUGUCUCUCCCCCGCCGUCAUGUGGUUCAAGAACUGGCUGCCAGGACUCAAUGGUCUCGGAGAAGACUACAUUGAUGAAGAGGAAUGCCUGAAGGAGAGCAAGAGCUCAUGCUCAUUGGGAACCUCCAACACUUUUUACAACUCAAAAAUUGCUGAAGAAAUGUUAAAUGAUUUUAUACCCGAGAAAGAAUGUACAAAGUUGUAA